Molecule: messenger RNA, 516 nt
Organism: Rhinichthys klamathensis goyatoka
Lineage: Eukaryota; Metazoa; Chordata; Actinopteri; Cypriniformes; Leuciscidae
Gene: psmg4
Product: proteasome (prosome, macropain) assembly chaperone 4
Exons: 3
Coding region: 60-449 (129 amino acids)
Biological process (GO): proteasome assembly
Source: RefSeq, a predicted model, not a curated record
CUUUCAUUAUGAGAGUUCUGGUUCUGCAUGGUUUGAUCGCUGUGUGAAGGCGGAUCGGGAUGGAGACUGUGGAGAACGGUGACUCCAGCACUCAGGCGUCUGUGCAGGGCAUCUCUGUCCAUGAUUUCUCAGAGAAGAUCCUGGAGCAACUGGUUAAUUUCCACGUGAUGAAGCUGAGCGGCGGGUUCUUCCUCUGGAUCGGGUCCGGCCCGGUGCUGUCCAAUCUGGCCGUGUCCAUCGGGAGUAAAUAUGAUUCCUCGCCUCUUUCGACUCUGGUUCUGGGAGACACGUCCGACACGACCCCCAUCUCUCUCGCUCAGAGACUCACAAAGAAGACAAAGAAGCAGGUGUUUGUAAGUUACAACUUGCCCAUGACGAACUCGAAUCUGGCACUGCUGGUGGAGGACAGGAUCAAGAGGGAGAUGGAGCUUCAUCCCGACAAGUUUUAAACAUUCAAACUUUUUUUUUUUUUUUUACAUAGCUCAAUAAAUCUAAAGAGAAAAAAAAAUUCUGUCA